Molecule: messenger RNA, 2673 nt
Organism: Mesocestoides corti
Lineage: Eukaryota; Metazoa; Platyhelminthes; Cestoda; Cyclophyllidea; Mesocestoididae
Source: the annotation of a GenBank genome assembly
AUGUCGACCUAUUGUGGAGGUCGCUUUGCUGUUCCACCUGGAUUCGAUUUCCGACUACUUCCUCAGAAAUCGAAAAGUGUCGUUGUUGUCUCUAUCAUUGGCUUCUUCGACUCGUUUAGACAGAUGACUUCAUCGAGUUUAGUCGAAAACUUUCUCAACCGAAACGCCUUUUCGCUCCCUUGUACUGACGACCCCAACUCGCUGCUUGCCUUCGAAAGGAAUCUAACGGGCCAAAUUUUCAAUGGUUUCCAUGAAAGUGGCUUGCUUGAAGGUAAUUCAUCAGAGAAUCGGUUAUUCGACUUGAUGGGCUACAGUUACGUUCGCGUUCUUCCUCCUGACCUUAUCGAACCCCUCAAUCAACACACGGAACAUCAUGGACACUCCGACAAGGGCCACUUGGCUCAACAAUUGCUCGAAUCCUUGCUACUAGCUACCGGGAUUCCCUCUUUACUUGAAGGUUCAGAUAUCAUAAAGAACCAAAGCGCGACCCCUCACUCGCCUCUCUAUCCACCACCUGACCGGCCUGACGACUGUAGUUUUCCCGCAUUCCUCCAGUGCCAUUUAACAUCCUUUCUUGAUGAUCCUGCGUGCUAUAAACUGUAUAGUAGUCUGAUGAAUGACGAAGAACCUGCGUCCACUUCCUCGGCGACAAAAGUCGCAGGUGGAUCGAAAGUCUUUGAAGGUAAUUCUGACUCCUCCCUGAGCCGUCACUGGCACAAACUGUUCCACUCCGCAACGGACAAUACAAACGUGGACGCUGCUGCUGCCAAGCCUACAGCGGUCACAUUGUUGGCUACUGAAUCACAGUUAGACCAAAGGCUGUCUAGCACACGUUCUGAGGCUGCGCUUUCAGCAGCUGAGGCUCACUACCGGCAAGACUUGCCAUCUCACUACUCAAGAACAUACCAUCUUGCAAAGGCAAUUUCCUCCUACAACGUGUUUCUUCGGCUUGCACGCGGUCGCUGCGUUAUAUUGGCCCUUGAUCGUCUUACGCGUCGACUGGCCCGCCUCUACCUCGCCGGUCGUGUAGGCUGCCCGGCGUUGUUAGUUUCAGGGGCGAUUUGCCGGCAGGAACUUCAUCGCAUUCCUGAUCGUUUCCCUUGCAUAGCAAAUGCUUUUCGUGCUCUAAAGGACAAAAGGAAGAGUAUGGAUGAAUAUUCCACAGCCAACUUCGCUAGUCUCAUAAAUACAGCUUGCGACGCAGGAAAUAUAGCAUCAAGGUCGACGAAAAUCGCCCAUCUCCAUGAAACCACUCUCUCCGAUUGCCUUCAGGAUGUGCCACAUGGUGUCGUGGGCCAGUGGCGUUGUGCGUGGAUCGAGGCAGUUUUGAAGAUACUCGAGAAACAGGAAGACCAUCAGGAACCCUCAGGCGAACCUCCUUGCGAGGAUUCCACCGCCCUGCAGCAUCUCUCCGUAAUUCCACACAGAUCUGAUCAAAGAUAUAUUAGCUACUGUAACUGCGGACGCACUCAGGCCCUGCGUCUGGAUCCUUUCGACUAUCAAGAGGCCAACUGGAAUUUUUAUAACUCCCUUGAGUCUGCAUGUUGUAACAAGCUUACCACGAUCCCACUGGCACCAUUGUUUCUGAACGCUUUGGGUCACAAUUUCUGUAUCGAACACGGUGGCGCUAACGUCACUGGGAAAGUCCAGGCGUCCCAGCUCGAAGUCGAAUUUUCGGACUUGGCUCUUGGAAACAGUCGCCAGCCCUUGAGUGGCAAUGACAUGGUCGAAGACGAGCAGUUCACAGAUGGGACCGACCUGCGUGAUGCCGAAGAAGAGACAUUUCUUGACGCAAGAGAGUCGGACUCCUAUGAAUCCUCCGCAUCGGCCGAGGUGUCUGGUUUGAAUUCCUUUAAGGAUGGAACCACUGGCAGCGUUUCACAAGACUCAGAUCAAUUUUUACCUGUGAAAACUCGUUGCGAAACAAAAGCGGCCUCCAAUGCAUCCGAUGACGAUGAAUUGGCCAAAGAACACACCAAUGUACGUGAUGUAAAGGUCGCCUCCUCAAGGCAGGAAAUCGCGGUUUCUUUUGUUCAGGGUAUGCCUGUUCUUGGGCAGCCCGCUGGGACUCUACCACUUUACCCCUCAUGGGCGAUCCACGCGCUCGGCAAGUACUUCAGCUACUCACAUUCAUCAGGAAUGUCCCACCCAGGUUUCCUCCGAGGAAGCAAUUUUCUUCUCCCUUGGGAUGUUCAGUUGUCCCGUUCGUCUGUGUCUGUUGCAUCGAAACACCGUGGUGGUCGCCAGCGUGACUUUGACACUAUCAAGCUCUUUCUCGGCUUCGAAAUGGAGUGUCCGUUGGGCCAUCGUUUCUUUCUCGCCGGUCCUGACCGCCCAAUGACGGGUCUUAUGCAAGGCUGUGACGUCCGACGAGCUGUUUCAAGCCUCCUCGCUUGCGACCUGCCCCUCUACCUGCCGUGUCGUUGUUCCCCAGCCUCUGCCAACGUCAACGAUGACAGAGUUGACAGUGGGAGCGAAGUUAUUUGGUCACAGCUGAUGCGCAUAUUCGUGGCACUACCGUCUGCCCCGGUACGCAUUCGCUUCGGUCCGAGAAUUAGGCCCGGACCAGUGGAGUCCAACACCCCCAUCUUCCACCUCGGCCCAACACUUGAUCAACAGGUGAAUUCCACUGUUAUUCUGAUGCGUCUCAUUUUAUUUCUACGCAUCUUGUAG